UUAGCUAAAGACUGACUAACACACAGAUGUUGAGACAUAAUAAUUUCUUGUUAUGCCACAGAUAGGCUAUUCAAUUGCAGGAACAUUGAAUUUAUAUAAUGAGAGAGUAAGGAACAACGAAAGCUUACUUGCCAUCUCUUACAAAUACACGUAAUAUAGGAGUGUAGUUUCUUUUCAUUACACACCAUUAUUAAUAGCUCCCAUGAGAGUAUCAUUAAAGCAGUCAAAGCUAUUGCUUUUAGAAGCGAGGAGACUGUCAAGCUUGAGAUCUCUAGUGUGACUCGAAACUGUUGUGAUAUUUCAAAUUUUUCAUAAAGGUGUGUACCACAAUACUUUACAUCUUUUUGUUUUCCUGACGGUGCCAAAUCGAGUACCGUUUUUUUUUUUUAAAACCUAAUAUCAUUUUUGCACGCUUUUAUAUAAUCAACGCCAUGUCAACUGUUCAAGACAAACCUACGCCAGAUCAACAAAAGAAUGUUAUGGUUGGAGUAGGCUGCUUUGUCACCUACAAAGACGAAGAAGAAACAGAAGAUCCUUACAGCAUUGAUCCCAAAGAAAAAGGAAUUCGUAUAUUAAUAGGUCAACGUAAAGGGUCCAUUGGCAAUGGGACCUACCAAUUAGCAGGCGGACAUGUCGAAUUGUGGGAAACCUUUGAAGAAUGUGCAAAAAGAGAAAUUCUAGAGGAAACGAAUCUGGAUUUGCCUCUGGAGGACAUGAAGUUUGUCACUGCUGUCAACAGUAUCAUGCGUGAGGAAAAUAGACAUUAUAUCACGCUUUUUGUCUGGUGCCCCAUUAAAGAUAAAUCUGUCUUGAAAAAUUUAAAAGUGAUGGAACCUGAAAAACUAAAAGGAGAAUGGGAAUGGGUAUCGAUAGAACAAUUAAAAAAGAGAACUCCAUUAUUCAAACCCUUGGUAAAAUUUAUAGAGGAAAGAGAUUUCUCAUUCCUUACUUCCUAUUACAAUAAGGAAAAAUGAUCCACUUUCGAGCUAUUAUAGAGCUAUUGAGGAUGGAUCUAUGCCCACU
Messenger RNA from Mycotypha africana, 1023 nucleotides. Its product is annotated as NUDIX hydrolase domain-like protein. The record is from RefSeq and is a predicted model, not a curated record. Lineage: Eukaryota; Fungi; Mucoromycota; Mucoromycetes; Mucorales; Mycotyphaceae. Bases 432 to 974 code for a protein of 180 amino acids. Gene Ontology annotation, cellular component: cytosol. The transcript has a single exon. Gene Ontology annotation, molecular function: 8-oxo-7,8-dihydrodeoxyguanosine triphosphate pyrophosphatase activity. Gene Ontology annotation, biological process: dGTP catabolic process.